Messenger RNA from Diceros bicornis minor, 3719 nucleotides. It is a transcript of the gene DDX19A, whose product is annotated as DEAD-box helicase 19A. The record is from RefSeq and is a predicted model, not a curated record. Gene Ontology annotation, molecular function: RNA helicase activity; ATP binding; RNA binding. Lineage: Eukaryota; Metazoa; Chordata; Mammalia; Perissodactyla; Rhinocerotidae. Gene Ontology annotation, cellular component: cytoplasmic stress granule; nucleus. The transcript has 12 exons. Gene Ontology annotation, biological process: poly(A)+ mRNA export from nucleus. Bases 84 to 1520 code for a protein of 478 amino acids.
CGUGCCUGCGGAGGCUUGAGGGUCCGUGUUGGCGCUCUGUGCGCUGCGUUUUUUUCGUGAGUCAGCCUACCUCUCCUGCGACCAUGGCCACCGAUUCGUGGGCCCUUGCAGUGGACAAGCAGGAAGCGGCUGUCAAGUCGAUGAGUAAUUUGCAGAUCAAGGAAGAGAAAGUCAAAGCAGAUACCAAUGGUGUUAUCAAAACCAGUGCCACUGAAGAGAAAACGGAUGAAGAAGAGAAAGAGGACAGGGCUGCCCAGUCCUUACUUAAUAAGCUGAUCAGAAGCAACCUUGUCGAUAACACAAACCAAGUGGAAGUCCUGCAGCGGGAUCCAAACUCCCCCCUCUACUCAGUGAAGUCCUUUGAGGAGCUUCGGCUGAAACCACAGCUUCUCCAGGGAGUCUAUGCCAUGGGCUUCAAUCGACCAUCCAAGAUACAGGAGAACGCGUUACCCAUGAUGCUCGCUGAGCCCCCACAGAACCUGAUUGCCCAGUCUCAGUCUGGUACUGGUAAAACAGCUGCCUUUGUCCUGGCCAUGCUCAGCCGCGUGCAACCAGCAGAGAGAUACCCCCAGUGUCUGUGCCUCUCCCCAACGUAUGAGUUGGCGCUUCAAACAGGAAAAGUGAUUGAGCAGAUGGGCAAAUUUCAUCCAGAACUAAAGCUUGCUUAUGCCGUUCGAGGCAAUAAAUUGGAAAGAGGUCAGAAGAUCAGUGAGCACAUUGUCAUUGGCACCCCUGGGACUGUCCUGGACUGGUGUGCCAAGCUCAAGUUCAUUGACCCCAAGAAGAUCAAGGUGUUUGUUCUGGAUGAGGCUGACGUGAUGAUAGCUACUCAGGGCCACCAAGAUCAGAGCAUCCGCAUCCAGAGGAUGCUGCCCAGAAACUGCCAGAUGCUGCUUUUCUCUGCCACCUUUGAAGACUCCGUAUGGAAAUUUGCCCAGAAAGUGGUCCCAGAUCCAAACAUUAUCAAACUGAAGCGUGAGGAGGAGACAUUGGACACCAUCAAGCAGUAUUACGUCCUUUGCAAUAACAGAGACGAGAAGUUCCAGGCCUUGUGUAACCUCUACGGGGCCAUCACCAUUGCUCAAGCCAUGAUCUUCUGCCAUACCCGCAAAACAGCUAGUUGGCUGGCCGCAGAGCUCUCAAAAGAAGGCCACCAGGUGGCCCUGCUGAGUGGUGAAAUGAUGGUGGAGCAGAGGGCUGCGGUGAUUGAGCGCUUCCGAGAGGGCAAAGAGAAGGUUCUGGUGACCACCAACGUGUGUGCCCGCGGUAUCGAUGUUGAACAGGUGUCUGUCGUCAUCAACUUUGACCUUCCCGUGGACAAGGAUGGGAACCCGGACAACGAGACCUACCUGCACCGGAUCGGGCGCACUGGCCGCUUUGGCAAGAGGGGCCUGGCAGUGAACAUGGUCGACAGCAAGCACAGCAUGAACAUCCUGAACAGAAUCCAGGAGCAUUUUAAUAAGAAAAUAGAAAGGUUGGACACGGAUGAUUUGGAUGAGAUUGAGAAAAUAGCCAACUGAGAAGCUCCACCAGUCACUGGUGCUGGCCCUGGGCGCUCCCCCUGCACGGGAGACUAGUGCUUUCCUGACACAGGCCUCAACAGUCACCACAAAGACGAUGGCACGAGUAGAGAGAAACUACCUACCUCGUUUUAAAUUACAUUUGGACUUGACAAAAAUUGUGAAAAUGGUGGGGAAAAGUAGAAGGAAAUUUUUGCAUUUUGGGAAAUUUAGUCCCUUUCCCCCUUUUUCAAGCCACGGAUUCCUCAACUUUAUAAUAAUCUGAUUGUUGCUGGUAUUCACUGGCCCCAGGGUCCCCUGCCUGUUUUCUGGCUAGGGGUGCUGGGCCCAGCCUCCAGCCCCUGGAGAAAUAAUCGAGGUAGAGGUAGAGCUUGAGAGAGGCCCAGGUGGCAUGGAGGGGUGAGCCCCACCACAUGGACGGAGCCUGGGCAGCGGCAGCAGAGAGGCCUGUGAGCUGCCCCCCUUCUCUGUCCCUUCACAGAGACCUGUCACAAAUGUUUCUCUUGCCCUUGGGGCCACCCUGCUUAUCGUAAAAUCCAGAGACGUUCCAGCUGAUUUCUUUUACCUCUGUUCUCUGUGGCGGAGGAUAUCCCCGUUUCUCCCUAAGUGAGCAUCUUGGCUACUUUUAUAAACCUCAGAUUUGGAGAGAAACACGGAAGUCUGUGAAUCCCGGCCUCUUCAGAGAGAUUGGUCUGGCUAGAUGAGUCCUUCCAGGAUCUGGGCUGGCCGCCUCCUCCUUGCAGUUGCUCUGUCUGCUCAGGCAGCAGUAGUCCGUCAUGGCAGCCAGGAGACACCGGCAAUCUUCUGACACACGCCUGACCGAGUGAGCUUGUUCUUAUCAUGGAGUGUCACACUUUGCUGAGUUAUGACCAAGUGAAUACUCUGAUUAUGCUGUUCAUAAGGACUGAUAAAUUAGAGCUAUACCCAUCAUUCAUUAUGCUAAGAAACCUUAAAAUAAUUAUGAAACGCUUUACUAAUUAAUCAUGAUUUGUUUUUAUUUGUAUUUUUCUGCUUACUAGACUAAUAUAUGCUCAUUAAAAAAAGAUGUGUGUAAAGUAAAAGUGCUGUCUGUCCCCGCCUGUCUGGGAUCACUGUUGCUGGUGGCUUGGUGAACGUUCCAAUAUAUUAUUACCUUUUGUUUGCAUAUAUCAACUCACUUUUCUUUUACAAAAAGUGAACAUUCUAAUCACACUAUUGUGAAUAGAAUAUCUUGGACAUGUUGACAAUGUCCAGCACACACAGAUCUACCUCACUCUGGACAGUGGUGCGUUCCUGAGUGUAGCUCCCCCAGCGUUUAUUUCAUGGCUCCUCUACUGAAGGCACACGGGGUUUCCACUGUGUUGUGUUGCCCACAGCAUCACAGUGACUAUCCUCGCUCAUCUCUGUACCCUGCUCAGACUUGCUCUAGGAUGUUCCUGGAAGCAGAGUUGUUGGGUCAGAGAGAGGGGACAUUUAAAAUUUUAAUAUACUGCCAAUUGAGCCUGCCAAAAAGUUUUUACCAAUGUAUGUUAUUGCAGUGAUACAAAAAUACCUAUUCUUGGGACCGGCCCGGUGGCAUUGUGGUUAAGUUUGCAUGCUCUGCUUCGGCGGCCUGGGGUUCACAGGUUCAAAUCCUGGGUGCAGACCGAUGCACCGCUCAUCAAGCCAUGUGUGACGGCGUCCCAUAUGCAAAAUAGAGGACAAUGGGCACAGAUGUUAGCUCAGAGCCAAUCUUCCUCACACACACACAAAAAAAUACCUGUUUUCUUACCUGCUUGCCAACCUUCUAUAUUAUCCAUUUUUGAAACUUUGACAGUCUGUGUAGCAAAAACAGAUUACAUCAUUGCUUUUUUUGCUUUGUAUUUACUGAGGUUUGGCAAAUUUUUGGUUUAUUAGAUGUUUGUAUUUUCUCUUUUGGGGAGCUGCCCAUUCUUGUCUCACCAUUUUACAAUUGGAUUGUCAAUCCUUAAUGACUUUUAGCCAUCUUUCUAUUUUACAGAAAUUAGACUUUGUCUUGAGUGAUGGAUGUUUUCCUAGUUUGUCUUUACAUUUUUUCUUAAUAUUAACACAAAAGUUUAAUUUUAAUGUUAGAUUUCAUUUUUAUUUUAAGAAAUCUGGAUUUCAUGUCAUGGCCAAAAAAGCUUUCCUCAUCCCAGUAUUAUAAAUGUACUCGUGUUUCCUGUAGCAGCAAUUCUUGGGCAGUAAAUUUUCUAAAUUCUU